This is a messenger RNA of Cryptotermes secundus, 1669 nucleotides long. It is a transcript of the gene Atg6, whose product is annotated as beclin-1-like protein. NCBI's taxonomy places the organism in Eukaryota, Metazoa, Arthropoda, Insecta, Blattodea, Kalotermitidae. Gene Ontology annotation, biological process: cellular response to nitrogen starvation; autophagosome assembly; late endosome to vacuole transport. Gene Ontology annotation, cellular component: phosphatidylinositol 3-kinase complex, class III, type II; phosphatidylinositol 3-kinase complex, class III, type I; phagophore assembly site. The coding region runs from base 245 to 1531 and encodes 428 amino acids. The record is from RefSeq and is a predicted model, not a curated record. The transcript has 7 exons.
UGAGGCUUGCACAGCUGUUAAUUUCAUUGUUCGCGUUUGACGUUAGAAGAGGUUAAUGGAAGUAGGCUGAAGCUAUACAGCUUUGAUUUCUUUUAACCGUAUUGAUAACAAUUAUUUAUUAGCAAGGGUAGCGAGUUUUUGGUGUGAAGUAAACAAAUGUGCUUUAGUGAGUUUCUGGUGUGAAGUAAACGAAUGCGCUAUAAGGAGAACCAAAGUUUAGAAUGCGAAUUAUUUGUCCUGUAAAAUGGCUGAGCCAAAGACAAGUGUUUCAUUUGUGUGUCAGAGAUGUCUUCAGCCUUUGAAACUCGAUUCAACGUUUGGAAACCUGGGUGAACAUACACUCGCUGAAUUAUCUCUUCCAAUUCAUGCUGCACCAGAAGUUGAUUUAGAAUCACAAGCUGGCAGUUUGGACCAGUACAUUCCUGCUUUUCGUUUGACCGAGUCUGGUAAUGGUGCAAAUGGCUUCAUGUUGGUCGGUGAUGAAGGUGAAACAGAGAGCCUCAGUCAUCGUAUAAGGGUGACUGCAAGUUUGUUUGACAUUCUCUCUGGUAACUCACAAGUGGACCACCCUCUAUGUGAAGAGUGCACAGAUGCAUUACUUGACCUUAUGGAUCAGCAGCUGAAGCUUACAGAGGAUGAGUGGAAUGAUUAUAAUCAAUUUCUGAAGAGAUUAGAGGCUGAAGAUGAAGAUCAAUGUAUAGAAUCCUUGGAGAAAGAAUUAGGAGAGUUGAGAGCAGAGGAGCAGCAUCUUCUGCAGGAGUUGGCAGCGCUUCAAGAGGCAGAACUUGCUGCCAAGAAAGCUAUUGAAGAACAAAAAGCAGAACAUGAAAGGUUGGAUGGUGAGGAAGAUCGUUACUUGCGUGAAUACACCAGACAUCGGCGAGAACAGAUGCUAACUGAAGAUGAACUCAUUAGUUUAAAAUGCCAGUUUCAUUAUGCCCAAACUCAACUGGAAAAGCUGAAGAAGACAAAUGUUUUCAAUGCAACAUUCCACAUCUGGCACAGUGGCCAUUUUGGUACUAUCAAUAAUUUCCGCCUAGGUCGUCUUCCAAGUGCGCCGGUAGAUUGGAGCGAAAUUAAUGCAGCUUGGGGUCAGACAGCUCUCCUCCUCACUGCUCUUGCCCGCAAAAUGAAUCUGACCUUUCAACGAUUCCGUCUUGUACCAUAUGGAAAUCACUCAUAUAUUGAGGUGUUAGCUGAACACCGUGAAUUACCACUGUAUGGCUCUGGUGGUUUCCGGUUUCUGUGGGACACAAAAUUUGAUGCAGCCAUGGUUGCAUUCCUUGACUGUCUGCAGCAAUUUAAAGAAGAAGUAGAAAAGGGUGACUCAGGAUUCUGUCUUCCAUAUCGCAUGGAAAGGGGAAAAAUUGAAGAUUCUGCCACUGGAAAUUCCUACUCUAUCAAGAUCCAGUUCAAUUCAGAGGAACAGUGGACUAAAGCUCUUAAAUUCCUCCUGACAAACCUCAAGUGGGGGCUUGCGUGGGUUAGUUCUCAGUUCACCAAGGAUGAGGCCGACACACUGCAGGAAUGAAUUGUGCUUGCAUUGGCAAGAAAACUAUUUUAUUGGAGUCAAAAAGGUGCAAAAUAAUUACAUUUGCACUUUUGUAAAUCAUGUAUAAAAGUUAAAUUGAUGUACAUAUUAAUAUAAAUAUUAAGUCUUUAUUCUCUG